Messenger RNA from Temnothorax curvispinosus, 4612 nucleotides. Its product is annotated as putative mediator of RNA polymerase II transcription subunit 26. The transcript has 5 exons. Lineage: Eukaryota; Metazoa; Arthropoda; Insecta; Hymenoptera; Formicidae. Gene Ontology annotation, molecular function: sequence-specific DNA binding. The record is from RefSeq and is a predicted model, not a curated record. Bases 2421 to 4205 code for a protein of 594 amino acids.
AGGAGCCAGCGUUUGUGGCGCCCUCGCUGUAUGUCACCCACAAGAGCUGAACUAAUAAUCAAUAUGGCUGUCGGUAUCAGUCGGUAUUUACCUUUUGAUUACGCGUGAUCACGCAUUACACAGGUUGAGGUUACUGUUCAUUACUGUUAUUAAAAUAAUCAAGUGUUAUCCAAUAUUACGUGCUUUGAAUAUCCGACCUGAUCCAAUCAGACUAACAAGAAGCUAUAAUUGCUAAUUAACUGGUCGCAUUAUUACCACUAUAAAUUACCCUCGCUAUAAAUUUGGUAAUAUGGUGAGAAGAUGUUGUGUCUCGGAAUGUCGGUCGGGAAAAAACGUUCCCUCUCAUGCGUUCCCAAAGGAUGUCGAACGUCGCAAGAAAUGGUUUCAAAAAUUGAAUAUGAAACAAUUAGAAGAUGAAAGUGAAAUUAAAAAGUUAAGAAUAUGCUAUAAGCAUUUUCGUGAUGAUGAUUACAGCGGUUCUCCAACAAGAAGAAUAUUACUGCACUUUGCAGUCCCAUCUGUGCUUGUGUCACAACACAUAUCAAACGUAUCACAACAUGUAUCUGAAAAUAUUAAUGUCGAUUAUAAUGAACAUGGAAAACAACAUAUAGAACAACAUGAAGAACAACAUGAGCAGACAUUGCACAUAUCAGAAGUAUCACAACAUACAUCUGAAAAUAUUAAUGUCAAUUAUAAUGAACAUGGAAAACAACAUAUAGAACAACAUGAAGAACAACAUGAGCAGACAUUGCACAUAUCAGAAGUAUCACAACAUAUAUCUGAUAAUAUUAAUGUCGAUUAUAAUGAACAUGGAAAACAACAUAUAGAACGACAUGAAGAACAACAUGAGCAGACAUUGAACAGACAAGAACAAACAUUGUUGCACGAACAAGAGACGUUGCAACAACAAAACAAUAUGUUGUUGCGACAAGAAAAAAAUGAAAAAGCAUUGGCUGAACAGCAAAUUGAACUGCAAAAGUAUAAAGAAGCCACAUCGUUUGCGUUAAGGCAACAACAAAAAGAUAUCGAGAAUAUUCAAAAGACAUUGAAUGAACAAAAUGCACGAUUAAAAUUAUGUGCAAGACCCAAUCUUCAAGAAAUUACUCGUAAAAAUUUAUUAAGUCCUACAGCGAAGAAAUUAUACGAAAAAAUAGUAAAAAUGAAGAAAGCUUAUAGACGAUUAAAGAGACUUACUAACGUAGCGAAAAAAAACAACAGGUCACGAACAAUACAAUUAUGUACAAAUGAUCAUAAAGGGAAUAUAGAUACAACAGCACAUGUACGGCAGAAUUUUAUGAAUAUGCUCAUAAGGAACCAUGAUAAAGCACCACAGGUACAUUUCCAAUCUUAAUCGAAAAUCUAAUCUUAUUAUCGUAUAAACAUUUCUGGUCAUUAUAAUAAAACAGUAUUUAGUCUCUGACAACACUUGCAAUUUUUAUGGAAUUUUUUACAUUACAAUCAGGAAUUUGAUCAUUAUAAUUAUGUAAAUAUGAGUUUUUUUAUACUUAAACUACAGUUUCUAAUAUGUAUAUUAAAAGAUUUAUUGAAAUGAAAAAAAAAUUUUUGGAUUAAAUAAUGUACAGUAGUUAUUAAAUCGUAUUUUAAGCCGUCGUAUAAACGUAAUCAAUAAUUACCAGGAAAAUCCGGGAAAUAUCACGGCAUUUUUUAAAUAAAAUUUGGAUCAUAUCCCUAUAUAAUUUUCUAAUUUUUUUUCAUAAAUACAAGUAUUGUUCAAUAACUUUUCCAUAAUUUCUUUAUAGAAUAUUUAUAUGAAAUGUGUAUAGAUUAGGAGGAGUCUACAAUGAUAGAAUUUAAGGUGGAAAAUUACGUUUUAUGCCUUAAGCUGUAAGAAAUUGACAAAUCACAGUUGUAUGUGAAAAAAAUAUUUAACUAUGAUUUGUCAAUUUCUUACAGCUUAAGGCUUAAAGUAUAAAUUUUACACCUCAAAUUCUUAUUGUAGGUCCCGCUUUAUGCUUUGUAUAUUUAUAUAUUUACUAACAUUAUGUUAUAUUUUUACUAUCAUAACCUAAGCCCCAACAAAUUAAAAAUUAUAGUUGAUUAUUCUUUUUGAAUUCACACUUACACAAGCCGUCAAUAACGUUUUUUCGCUUGAAGUUAACUACGUUUCCGAGUUGAGGAAUCAUAUCAAAAUGAUGUAUGAAUAUCUAGAUGUGAUAAAUACAUGUAAUAUUCUUUUCAUUGAUAUCUUAUGUUGAUAUAAUUUUUGAAAAAUAUGUAUUUUUUAAAUUUAUUAACAGGCCAGACGUUUUACGGUUGAAGAAAAGAUAUUUUGCAUAGGAAUUUGCCGUAGAUCCCGCUUAUCAUACAAAUUUCUCUCCAAAUAUCUAUUGUGUCCUUCAAUAACUACUUUGAAUAAACAAUUGCAAACUAUUCCUUUAGACACUGGGUGCAAUAAUAUCAUGUUCAAAUAUUUGAAAUUAGUCGCAACAGAAAUAGAUCCCAAAGAUUUACACGUAGUAUUAAUUUGGGAUGAAAUGUCAUUGCAACCUGCCCUGCAUUAUGACAGAAGUAAAGAUAAAAUGGUUGGAAUCGAAGAUUGGGGGAUGCGAAGAACGAGAAAAUUUGCUGACCAUGCAAUCAUGUUUUACAUUCGAUGUCUUGCAUCUGGUAAUCAUAUGCCUAUUGGCUAUGGUUUUUGUAAUAGUGCAACUCGUACUGCUCAACUAAUAAGAUGUAUAAAGCAAUGGUUAACAGUAAUUAUAAAAUGUGGCUUCAAACCUGUGGCAACCGUAUGCGAUCAGGGAGGGCAAAAUAUCGCAGCAAUUAAUAUGUUGAUAAAAGAGACUAAUAAUCUACGGUAUAAGCAGCAUAAUAAUCCUAAAAAUACAUUUAUUAUUGGAAACCAUGAGAUCGUUCCUCUUUACGACUAUGUGCACCUACAGAAAGGUGUGCGUAAUAAUUUAUUAACGAAAGAUUUGGUUAAUAAUAAGUAUAAGAAAGAAUCGGAAAGACAAUUUGCAUCAUGGAACGAUAUUGUAAUAGCAUAUAAAAUGGAUAUAUAUUCUUUUCUAAAACAGCGACAGAUGCCAAAGUUAAAUGACAGACACAUUUUCCCGAAUCUCAUUCCAAAAAUGAAAGUGAAAUAUGCAACGCAAGUAAUCAGCCAUACCGUAGCAAAUUUUAUAAACAUCGUACUUACAUGGAAUAAAGGUAUUGUGAAUACCGUAAAGGGGGAAAUGUGCCUACCAGCCAGUGCUGCAAUAACAGCAGACAUAAUAUUAUUUUUCGAUAAAUUGUUUGACUCCUUUAACAAAAAAGAAAAUAAGGAAUUGUCAUGUAUUAUAAGUCCAGUAAGUAAACACAUUUCAUUUUGGCAAAAUGCUGUUAAUAGAAUUCGGCAAAUGGAUUUUGUUGAAAAUACAACCCAUAAACAUAUACGACAUAAUGCAAAAUGUCUAACGAAUUGGAUAUGGACUAUCAAAGGGGCACAGUAUGUGUGGAAUAUACUGCAAAAAUGUGGAUUUUCUUCAUUCAAUUUAAGAUAUCUGAAUCAAGAUCUUGUAGAAAACUGUUUCAGUCAGAUUAGAGAUCACGGGCACAGAAACAAUAAUCCAACCUCAUAUCAAUUCUGUGCUUCUUUCAAGACGCUUGUGACGACAAACUUGACAUCUAAGCAUUCUAUUUCUUCUAAUUGUAAGGAAAAUGAUGAAGGGACAUCAUUAUCGCUAUCAAAAAUGAUUUCUACAGCUGCAAGUUGUGAAAACGACGAAAAAGAAGAAGAAACUGAAUGUACAGAUUCUUCAAUACCAUCAGCGACAAAUUGUUAUAUUUUCGUGGAUACAGAUAAAAUAAUAAAAAAUAUUAUAACGAAUAAAACUGUAAUGCAAUGUGCAGAAUGUGUACAAUGGCUAAAAAAUGAGGAUAUUUUAAGAACUAUAGAGCACGCAUUUCAAGUUGCAGAAUUGAAAUUUGUAAACUUCUUCUAUGAAACAGAAAUCAAGAAGAAAUUAAAAAGUAUUUUAUAUUUAGAAGUAUUUACAAGAAUUUCAACACAUUGUUCCACGCUACUUGAUUAUUUAAUAGAGGAAACUGCACAAGAGUUUAUUGUUCAAUGGUGCAAAUUUAUUAAUAAAAUAUUAAAUGGAACCCAACAAGAAAAUUAUGAAAACAACUACAUUUAUAAUGAAGCGAAAAGAAUGUCAAUGAGGUUCACAAAAAAGAAAAAUUUGAAGCAAACAAAAUAAUUGUAUCAAUCUAAAAGAAGUGGCACCAUCUUUCGACAGAUUGACGAGGUGAACACACAAAUUGCAAUAAACAAUAACAAUAACAAUAACAUUAACAAUAAUUGAGUAAACACAAAAAUUGCAAUAAAGCUAUCAAAAGAAUAAAAAAUUUAAGAAAUAAAGAUACUAUUUAACCAAUGGUACGAUUUAUCAAUACUCCUCUCUAAUUUUAUAAAAUUGCGAUAACAAAACAUUCACUAUUUACACAUUGUUGCGAUAACAAAACAUUAACUAUUUACAUCCAAAUUAAAUUUAUAUUCAAAAAAAGUCGGCAAAAAUAAUCGGAUGUGAUAGUCGAGACAACUAUAAUCGGUCAUCACAUAUGCAUAUUCAUGUGCAUAUAUGCUACGGUUAUUUAUACUUUUGUG